AUGUCAAAAUUGCCGAGACCUGCAUAUAAAACAUUAAAUAACGCCGUCGUUUUGGCUCCCUUUUACACCUUGAAAAAAUGUUUUCAAAGUAAAUUAAUGGAUAUUUACGUUCAGGAAAAGUUAAAAAGGAUAAAUCACAAAACGAAAAUGGCUAAAAAUCGAAAUAUGUCUUUCGAAUAUGACGUUGUGCAAUUAAAUUCGGAACUUUCAAAAAAAAAAAAACACGGGAAAAAAGAAUCUCGGCAACAAACAUCGUCGAAAUUAAAAAAAAAAGAUGGUUUCAAUGUCAGUAAAAACUAUUGUAAAUGCGAUGAGAGUGUUUCUAAUCAAGACGGUCAUUUAAUUCAAAAUAACAAAUACCUUGAUAUAAAAGGAUCUAAAUGUGCCAUCAGACCACUUGUCAUUGGUACGAACUUGGGUGAUGAUUUAACUUGUUCUCACACCAUGUGCUCGAAACCAUGUUACGAGGGAAAUUCUAAAAAAAAAAGAAAAAUAGAUAGUAGAAUUGCCAAAAUGUCUUCUUUAAAACCUCACGAUUUAGAUUUCGUGUUGGCCAAAAGAUCGGCUAGAUCGAAUAGGAAAAGAAGCGAAGGCUCUAAUACAAGUUUAUCAGAUGCAAGUUCAAAAAUUGAUUCUUGGGAAACUUAUAGUGAUACAUUUUCGUGCAAAGAAGAACAUUUGGAAGGAAGUUUAGCCAUAUCUACCACAUCGUUUGAUUCAUGUUUAGAACAAGUUGAUAAAACAAGUGGUAAUUGCUCGGAAAUAAAUGAAAAUAAAAGCAGACGAUCAAAAUUUCGCACUCGUUUUAAACCCGUGGAAGAAAUGAGCGAUAAAGGAAAUAUUGAUGUUGGCUUACCCACAGUCAUUAGAUCACAAAAUUCAAGGCAUUUAAUUAUAAGUUUAGGAACGAAAAAUAGCGACGAUAGAAUAAAUGAUUUCUACGAUAGAGAUCCCGAGUCAAACGAUUAUCAAGAUAAUUCUCAAAAUGUACAAUCUUUAUCCAGAAUUUGUAAAACAAAAAAAAGGAGGCAGACGAGGCAAAGUUCUGAACCCGCUAGAACAUAUAAUUUGAGAUCGAGUAAAAAUAGUUCGAACGAAGAUUUAUCGUUGAAAAAUUCAAGUAUGAUCAAUAUAACAAAACAAGAUUGUAGAAUUUUAUUGUCACCUCAAAAAGAAAUAACGAAAAUUUUAAACAAAACAUUAACAAUUCAGAAUCCUAUUCCUAUGCUCGAAGAUAAAAGUUAUACGGAGAAAAAUAAUAAUAAUAGCAAAACAUUUUUAAACGAUAGCAAAAAUAAUUUAAAUGGUGAUAUGGCAAAUAAAGAAACUCUUGUACUUUUUAAAAAACCCGGGAAAUUUCUCGAAGAAAGUUGUAGUCAAACGGAUGAAUUUACAGAUAUAUACACAAGAUCUUUAGAUAAUGCCAAUGCUAUUAAUAUUAUCGCACAACAAGAAAGUAAAACAUCAAUUUCCGGUUCUAAAAUUUCAUUAAAAAAAUGCAAUGUUCCCAACGUGCCUGUAGAUGGUAAACAAAGUGAUAAAAAUGUUAUGGAAAAAAUUGAGGAAAAUAAUUGGGAAGAAAGGGAAGAAAAAGAAGAAGAAGAGGAUAAUAAAAUUGAAAAUACUUGGUGUGAAAAACCUAAAGAAAUUUCUUUGACCGCACACGAAACCGCGAAUGAAUUAUUAAAUGAAUCGUUACCUGAAAUCGAACGUGAUUUAAAUCUACAAGAAUCUUCUGAAGCGAAUGAUGUUGUCAAUCAACCAGAAGAUAAAGAAUUUUCAUUCAUUUUCGGAUCUCAAAAUUCUUCUUCAAUGAUGAAUUCGUGUAAAUUUACAUUUGGUAAUAACUGGGUAUUUUCCGAUGAAGAAGAUCCUGAGGGCAAAGACCGAUUUUUAUAA
Messenger RNA from Pediculus humanus corporis (human body louse), 1899 nucleotides. RefSeq lists its product as uncharacterized. Bases 1 to 1899 code for a protein of 632 amino acids. The record is from RefSeq and is a predicted model, not a curated record. Lineage: Eukaryota; Metazoa; Arthropoda; Insecta; Psocodea; Pediculidae. The transcript has a single exon.